UAAACAUUCUAUGAAACCAAGGGCCCCUUACAUGGUCGUUAUCAUAAACAAUAAUGGCUGAAGGAAAUCCAUCGAAGAAAGCAAAACUUGUCUAUGGAAAUUCGGGAGAGUUUGCGGAAGACGAUGAAGUGACGUUUACUUUUCCCAGAGAGGACAACAAACAGUUGUUCUUCUCCAUAUGUAUUUUAUCAAGAUGUUAACCUGUGUUUAAGGCGAUGUUUGAAGAUGAUUUUAAGGAAAAGAAGGAUAAGAACGUUAACAUUAAGGACAUUAAGAGGGCUGAUUUUAUGCAGUUCUUAUACGUGUGUGAUCCAAUGGUGAUUGAACAUCCAACAGAUCAAAAUGUGUUCCAGGUGGUGGAAAUCGCUGAAAAGUACCAGCAUGAGUCCAUGAUAAAAAAGUGCAGAUCAAUAAUGAGUGAAAAUAUAUUGCGUAGCUACAAUGUUAAAGCAAAUGAAGCUAUUGAUGUGUUGUCAUUGGCUGAGAAGUAUGGCUACAAAGAGUUAUUGCAAGAAGCCGAGGGCUGUUUGUUAGAAUGUGAAUUUAAUUAUCUUCUUAACACGGAGCAUUUUGAAAAGUUGCCGUUAGACUUCAAAUAUCAAAUUCUGUCAAAACGUGUGCUAAAAUAUAAUAAAGAAAGGGUAUCCAAGCCUUCAUUUAGCAGUAAGAUGGUUUAGGUGUAAACAAACGAUUUUACGAUUAUUGAUGACUUUGAUGUCCAGUUUUUUUUUAAUUAUAAUGAACACAUACCAGCCCAUAAUGAUUGAUGUUUUAUCAGUGGUUACAGAUGUCAGAACCUUUAGGUUAUUGAAAUAGGGAAAUAACUGUCCACAAACCUGAACUAUUUCGUUGU
Mya arenaria is the source of this 853-nucleotide messenger RNA. RefSeq lists its product as uncharacterized. The transcript is spliced from 2 exons. NCBI's taxonomy places the organism in Eukaryota, Metazoa, Mollusca, Bivalvia, Myida, Myidae. Bases 216 to 677 code for a protein of 153 amino acids. Gene Ontology annotation, molecular function: protein binding. The record is from RefSeq and is a predicted model, not a curated record.